Molecule: messenger RNA, 2598 nt
Organism: Anopheles nili
Lineage: Eukaryota; Metazoa; Arthropoda; Insecta; Diptera; Culicidae
Product: G-protein coupled receptor moody
Exons: 7
Coding region: 1-2598 (865 amino acids)
Biological process (GO): neuropeptide signaling pathway
Cellular component (GO): membrane
Molecular function (GO): neuropeptide receptor activity
Source: RefSeq, a predicted model, not a curated record
AUGCGGUCGCCGGCCCUCGCCGACGGGAAGGUCAUCCCGGACGAGUUCCUGUCGGCGAUGAUGCAGGUGCUCGGCGUGAAGAACUACAGCGCGAACGGCGACUACAGCGGCCCCUAUCUGAAGCCGGUCGUCGCCCGCAUCUACCCGCUGUUCAUACUGCUGUACGCGAUACCGGCCGCCCUGGGGCUGACACUCAACGUGCUGAUCAUCGUCUACAUCACCAAGUACAAGCUGUACCGGGACGUGACGCACGCGUUCCUGGUCAACCUGGCCGUCUGCCACUGCGUUCAGUGUGCGUUCGUGCUGCCAAUCACGCUCAUGGUGAUGCUCAUCCACAACUGGGUGUUCGGCCAGUUUCUGUGCUUCUUCCUUCCACUGCUGCAGGACAUUCCGCUGCACGUGGCCAUGCUGUCGCAUCUGCUCAUCGCUUGGGAUCGCAAGCGUUGGCUCACCGAUCCGCUGAAGGUACGUCUGCCGGCGUUCGUGUGCAGUUGCGCGUCGUGGCUCGCCGGUCUGGUCAUCGCUCUACCGUACCCGAUCUACACGACGUAUCUAGACCUUGAGUACUAUCUGCCGAACUUUGCCGGUGUCGGUAUUUGUGCGGUCAACCUGGUGGACGACAUGCAGGAGUACAUGCGCGGACUGUUCGUGAUCAUGUACUGCGCCCCGAUGACCCUUCUUGGCUAUCUCUACAUCCGCACGUCGCGCGAACUCCGUCCGCCAGAUGGGCCGCUCUCAAUAAUGAUGUUCGAAGCCCGAGCCGAAGCCCGGAGUCGCCAAAUACGUCUAUCUACUGGAGGCCGUGGCGCAGCUACGAGCGAAGGAACGCGCGACGGCAACGGUGAACAGGGUGCAGGUACAGCGUCAACGACAUCGGCAACUGCUGCAGCCCAAGCCAACCAGGCUGGUAACGCGCGAACGUAUGAUCUGUACGACGCCGAGGCGGAUGUGAACCGCGAAAAGCGCACCCAGCGCCACCUGGGAGCGAUGGCGUCCUCGCAGGUCCUGUGCGUCUGUCCGCUAAUGAUUUUGAGACUCGCUCGGAUGACGGUGGCGGAGACAUACGAGAAUCAGGCGCACUACGACAUCACCUUCCUGAUGUUUGUCUGGAUUGCCUUCCUGCCGACCAUCAUCGUGCCGUGGAUGUACGCCUCCUGGGUGCUCUCGAAGCCUACGAAGGAGCGACUGCGUGGCUAUCUGCGGCUUUCGUCGCGUCGCAACACCAACGUUCGGUCGGAGCAGUCGUUGGAUGAGUCAGGCGAGGUAAUGUCAGGUUCGCACAGGAAGAAACCACUCACCUCGUCUGCGACCCCAUUGGCUACCGUAAUUCCACUAAAGCCCUCAGCUCUAGCUUCCCCUCACCGACGUACAGCUUCUGGCCGCUCUAGCCAUCGACUUUCAGACGCAGCUAACUCCGGUAGUGGUACUGCUACGACCUCUAUGAGCGAACCCACAAAGUCACCGGCUGGAAAUAGUGCUCGAACCGUCGAAACCACCAUUUCCCGGCAAUCCUCCGUGGGACGUCCUCGUCGCCAGCUUCCACCACCUCUGCGUAUCGAAGACAGCAACUUCCACAAAACACCCUCAGUGAAGUCAUCCAGAACUCUCGCCUCAUCAGCGCAUAACUCCUCCAUCCGUUCAACGACAAGCCGAACAAGUAGUGCUGCCCCGCUUUACGCUCGUCGCUAUAGCGCGCAUAGUCGACGUCCCUCUUAUGCCUCCCAACCAGCUCGGGGGGAGGAUGAAGAUGACGUUGGUUCACUCGUUGGAAACAGCUCAGAUAUCACCUCGAGCACGUACUGUGGUACAGCAACUGAAGGUAGUUACCAGGAUGAUCCUCUGGGGGCUACUACGAGACGUCCACAUGGUGGGCCUCUCCCAGGCCCGCUAGUGGUGCCUUUCCGGAGACGUGGAUCUACUCUCACACAACCCACAACCCACCCGACUGGACCGGAGGUGGACGAUGACGAGGAGUCAGAGAUCUUUAGCUCAGUCUCACAACCAUCAGCUCGCAAACGUCCAGUUGGCAUCCUGAAAGCAACACCUUCGAUCCUGUCGAUCAGCGAGAGUGAGUACUCCUCUCGCAAGGGUUCCUUCAGCACGCUAUCACGCGAUCUUGAGAUCAUCGAUCAGCUCGAGCGCGAGCGCAGCAUGGACAUCCAAGAGAUGAUCCAACGUGAGAAGUCGUACGAGCAGUACUUGGUGAGGCAAAACUCCAAGCACAAGUUCUCCACAAAUUUUGACGAGUACUUCGAGGCGGCUGCGGCGGCCGCUUCUCUCGCCGAUCCUGGUCCACCCUCGCACUUGGGUGGAGGAGCUCAGCUCCCACCACCACCACCUGGUGCAGGUCAGCUACCAGCACCUUCCCCGGAGACAGGCACACUGUCACCUCGACGCUCCCGUUCACCAAUGCAUCGACGUCCGAGUCAACUGCCGGCAAUACCCAUCACGCACUCACCUGGCGAGCGCCCUCUAGCGUUCGGUCCGCGACGCUCUAUCGAACUUGACAAGCGUUUCCACCGGACGUACUCCACGAGUGGGUCAACACGCAGUUCGACCAAAUCCCGCGAACGGAUCACCUUCCAGGACGAUGUCUGA